Molecule: messenger RNA, 768 nt
Organism: Strongylus vulgaris
Lineage: Eukaryota; Metazoa; Nematoda; Chromadorea; Rhabditida; Strongylidae
Source: the annotation of a GenBank genome assembly
AUGAAGUCACCACUGGUACGCAAGCUUAUCGCCAAUACAUUCCGCGAAGUUAUUCUCAUGAUCUUCGUGAUUUCUGAUGUCCGCCGACUUAUUGCGGAAUCAGGGUUGACAGCUGUCGAUGAGAAAAGAAACACAUUCCAUAAGCAAACAGCUGUUUAUGUUUAUGUAUUUGGAUACUCAGUGAUGAAAACAUUACCUGAGCUCAAGAGUGCAUCACAAACUGGCGAAGGUGUAAUAAAGAGAACCCAAGCCUCGAAUGAACUCGUCCAGAUAUACUCAUCAACGCCAUGUGUGCGGACUGUUGCAAAGCAACCGUUUUUGGCUACAAAUGAGAUACACCAAGUAAUGCUCCAAUACGUGCCGGACUAUUCAGGUCACCGAACGCACAUUCUUUCUGCAGUAGACGUUUCCUCGAAACGUCUAGUAAAUAUCUGGAUAGCACAUGCCAAAGCUGAACCACCAAAUAUUUCGAAGACUUAUGAUAUGCACAUUCCAAUUAGCGAGGAUACAAUAAUAACAAAGAAAUUGCCCAUAUCAAAUCCGUAUAGUAUUCCGAGAACAUUUCGAAUUUCAUCAUCACGCGCGGAUAUUGUUGAAGUGGGCGAGGAAGUGGUCAGUAUAGCUGGUUUGGAGUCAACUGCUAUCACCUUAUACUUCCAUAAUGUAGUACGGAAUCCAGUUAGGCUCGAGAUACUAAUUUUCAUCUUUAAUGGCGAAUCUGGUCAACAAGAAGAAACUAUAAUGCUCAAUGUGACUUACACAGAUUAA